Molecule: messenger RNA, 675 nt
Organism: Pseudopodoces humilis (Tibetan ground-tit)
Lineage: Eukaryota; Metazoa; Chordata; Aves; Passeriformes; Paridae
Source: RefSeq, a predicted model, not a curated record
AUGGGGUCCUUCGGGUCCCCUGCGCCCUCUGUGCCCCUUUCUUCUGUGCUGCAAGAGACAGCGUGGACGCCCCCCCUGCAGCCUGCUGGCACAGCAGGGGGAGCAGCAGCACCCCCACGCCCAACCGUGGGGCCUGCCGGUGCGGCGGGGGGAAAUCAGCUUUCAGCCCCCCCGCGUCCAACCGCGGGGCCCACGCAUGCGCGAACCUCGCCGGGACACCCAUCGCUGCUUCCCUCAUCGGGGGUGUCCUCUCCAGUCUCUGCACCACCCCUGCACCGCCCUGUGAUGGCAACGACACCACCCACCACAGCAGAGGCAGGGGGGGACUCCUCCCUCCGUGCCCAGCCCGGCGCGGGGGAGCACACAAAUCCACAAACAAAGCUGCUGCCCGUGCUGGCCAUUGCAACCUUGUUGCCACGGCAACCACCGCUGGAAACAGCAGCAGCCAAGCAAGAACCCGACGAACAACAACAGCAGCCUGAUCCUGACAAAACUACCAUCUCUACUCUACAAACAACUUCCCUGGUUACUAUACUGAUUGCAGAGAGUCAAGAAACUUUUAACCAUAACCAUGAGAACUCUACAAGCCCCUCAAUCAUAUUUGAGGGGAAAAUCCGAUGGUCAACAAAAAAAAAAGAAAAAGAAAAAAGGGGGGAUCAAAGCAUUGUGAAUUAA